Molecule: messenger RNA, 1957 nt
Organism: Durio zibethinus
Lineage: Eukaryota; Viridiplantae; Streptophyta; Magnoliopsida; Malvales; Malvaceae
Source: RefSeq, a predicted model, not a curated record
AGCCCCAAACGAAACUAACGUAUUACACACGUUCACUCAAACCACAAUGCAUGUGAUUUUCUAUGAAGUAAAAAAAAAAAAAAUGGAAAGCAAAUGCAAUUUGAUUAGAAUAGGAAAAUACUGAUAACGCGCUACUGCCACUAAUCUAGAAAGCUCUGAGAAUCCAAAGGCCAAAACGGCUAAGAACUUCUGAAAUCAAAACUCCUUUCCAGCCUCAGCCUUUAUUUAAUCUACGACAACUUCCAUUCCAUAUGUAAACUUCUCCACUAGCGGACAAACAAACGACAACUCAACUUCCAACCACAAAAUGUCAGUAGUCCCCGCCCCACAACCUGAACGACCGCUCUUUGCCGAGGUCGGCAUGGGUGGCGACGCCUCCACAGCUAUCGUCCGGGCAACCGUGGUCCAAGCUUCAACCAUAUUUUAUGACACGCCUGCUACUUUAGAAAAGGCGGAGAGGUUGUUGGCUGAAGCAGUGGGGUACGGGUCUCAGCUGGUGGUUUUCCCUGAAGCGUUUAUAGGUGGAUAUCCACGUGGCUCCAAUUUUGGUGUUACCAUUGGGAACCGAACUGCUAAAGGGAAAGAAGAGUUCCGGAAGUAUCAUGCUUCAGCUAUUGAUGUUCCUGGUCCCGAAGUUGACCGUUUGGCAGCCAUGGCUGGAAAGUAUAAAGUAUACUUGGUAAUGGGUGUGAUAGAGAGAGAUGGAUACACUCUAUAUUGUACAAUUCUGUUUUUCGACUCACAGGGUCGAUUUCUGGGGAAGCACCGAAAGAUCAUGCCCACGGCAUUGGAGCGUAUAAUUUGGGGAUUUGGAGAUGGAUCAACAAUUCCAGUUUUUGAGACUCCAAUUGGAAAAAUAGGUGCUGCCAUUUGUUGGGAAAAUAAAAUGCCACUUCUAAGGACAGCAAUGUAUGCAAAAGGUAUUGAAAUAUAUUGUGCACCUACUGCUGAUUCAAGGGAUGUGUGGCAAGCAUCAAUGACCCAUAUUGCUCUUGAGGGUGGGUGUUUUGUUUUGUCAGCCAACCAAUUCUGUCGGAGGAAAGACUACCCUCCUCCUCCAGAAUAUCUGUUUUCUGGGACAGAAGAGGAACUCACUCCAGAUUCUGUUGUAUGUGCUGGUGGGAGUGUCAUUAUAUCACCAUCUGGAGCUAUUGUGGCAGGACCCAACUACAAUGGGGAGGCACUUAUAUCCGCAGAUCUAGGGAGAAUGUACUAGAGCAAAUAUCUGAACUUAUUAACCAACCAUCAAGAAUAUGGUUAUUUUCAGAAUAUGGCCAUUCAGAAUGUCUUAAGUUAUCAUUUAGCACCCAAUACGAUGGGUGUGAUGGAGAACAAUAUUCUCAAGGUAUUGAUGAAAAGUAAGACCAAUAGUCCAAGGUGCUAUUUCUCUUGGACUUGGGCUAUUGAUGAUCCCAUGUCUCUUGAAAUUCUUGAGACACUAGUUUCUGUGUCAAAGGGUGCAGUGGAAGGUGACCACCAACGCAAUGUUGAGAAUGGAUUUUGUGAUACAUUUUGAGAUGUCAUGUUACCCAUUAAGCCCUUUGUGCGUGCGUGUUUGUGAGAGAGAGAGAGAGAGAGAGAGAGAGAGAGAGACUAGUUUUCUAACAGACUAUACCUACUACCUACUAGAUUUUUCAAGUAAAAUUAUUCGAGUUUCAAUCCCUGUAAAAUUACUGUAUCUGGGCGGUAAGUUCAUGCUGUAGGGUUUAAUCUCUUUCUCUUGUCUUCUCUCCUCAGUUCAUGUCUGUGUUUUUGUGUGUGUGUCUACAUCUGCAUGUCUCUCUCUCGCGUCUGCCUGUCCAAGUGCUUGUAGGCAGGAUUACUCUUUCUGAUUGAUUGCGUCCUUUACAUGUUUCUUCUCGACUGGUAAUAUUGAGUGUACUAAAGCUUAGCAUGAUGUCCGCAAACUUGGAUUUUAAUUUUCUUUGGUGACUAACUUAUAUUAAUGACAUAACCA